AUGGACCUCCUGCAGCCGAACAAAAAUGAGAUAAAAAGGGAUAAUUCGGUGCUAUCCGAUGAUGAGUCGCCGCACGCUUCCAAGAAAUCAAAGCAGGGCGCUAGCUCGUCUUUCGUCCCGAAGCUGUACGAGAUGGUCGACGCCAACACCAACAAUCUAAUCUCGUGGAAUCUGGCUGGCGAUAGUUUUAUAGUUGCCAAUCUCUCUCUCUUCUCUUCGGAAAUCUUGCCUACCCAUUUCAAGCACUCCAAUUUCAGUUCCUUUGUCAGGCAGCUGAAUAUGUAUGGCUUCCAUAAGUGCAACAAGACGCCACGCGGGCAAAAGGCACACCCAGAGCACCAAGUGUGGGAGUUCUCCCACCCCAACUUCCUCAGAGGGCGCAAGGACCUGCUCGAAGACAUCAAAAGAAAGGUACUCGACGGCGCAGAGGCCAGUACGUCUACAAGCACCGCAGCACGUAGCACAGACCUCCCUUCCUCCGUCGCCCUCCUCCAGCUUAGCCAGUCGCAGUCCAACCAGUCCAUAGCCACCCUCAACCAGCGUGUACUCUUUCUAGAGCAGCAGCUGGAGCAUUCGCGGGGCGAGACGCAGUGUCUGAAGGAUGUCGUUAAGCAGCUUUACGCCUUUCUCUACGGUACGCAUGGUGGCUUGCCGUUUGACUACCCCUGGAGUGGCAGUGGUGGAGGUGGUGAUGGUAUGGACACUGGCAGUGGUGCUCACACCAACGCCACCACCGGAGGUAACACCAAUAGCCAUUUUCCCCUUAAACCCACACCACCCGCCCAGCCACCGAUAUUCGUCACUUCGCCAGACACCUCAACACACGCUACAAACGCGGCUAACUCCACUAUCCCUCCGUAUCCCUACUCGCCAAGUCCAUCCAGCGCAGGCUCGCCCAUACCCGAUCUCUACAGCACGCAUUCGUCGCCGUAUGCGUCCGAGUAUGGUGGCGGGUUUAGAAUGGAACAGCCACUAUCGCCGCUAUCGCUGGGCUCAUCGCACUACACCCCGCAGGCACACAGCCAAAGGCCAAUGAAUCUCUCCGUCGACACCAACUUCAGCCUCUUGGGGUCUAAUCCUAGCCCUAGCGACAGCGUCGGUCUGGGUAUUUUGAGCCCCUCUACUAGCAGCGAACGACGUCCUAGUGCUCACUCGCCGCAUUCUUUAUAG
Messenger RNA from Wallemia ichthyophaga EXF-994, 1170 nucleotides. Its product is annotated as Heat shock factor protein 4. The transcript has a single exon. Gene Ontology annotation, molecular function: DNA-binding transcription factor activity; sequence-specific DNA binding. Gene Ontology annotation, biological process: regulation of DNA-templated transcription. The record is from RefSeq and is a predicted model, not a curated record. Lineage: Eukaryota; Fungi; Basidiomycota; Wallemiomycetes; Wallemiales; Wallemiaceae. The coding region runs from base 1 to 1170 and encodes 389 amino acids.